GUUAGCUACGUACGCAUACCCACCCAACCACGGAGCUGACUGCAGCUUCAAACCUAAUCCUCUGCUCCAAAUUUGUAAGUAGCAUUAAUCGAAUGGAAUUUCUAGGUUGAAUUUCUGCUCGAUGACGAAAGACGUGGAGAUGAAAGAUCACCAAACUCCUUCGCAUUCCGUUUCUUCAGCCGUUCCAUCCACUUUGCAUUAUUUGAAAGAAAUUGCGUCUCUUAUCGAGACUGGUUCAUGCUCAAAGGAGGUCUUCCGUAUUGUUCGUGCUGUUCGCCUCACGUUUGGGUUGAGGCGGAAGCUAACUGCGUCUGUGCUCUCAGCGUUCCUCAAUUCUGCACUGCUUCCAGGUUCUGAUUCUCAUUACGAGUUGUUUACUUGUCUCCCAAAGGUGAAUUAAUGAGCCUUUGGCUCCUAGGUGAUUUUCAAAAUUGGUUGUUAAUUUAUACAUAUGUUUUGAUAGACUGUAUAUGUAUAUAAGUGUGUGAAUAAUGGGUACCAAGGUUCUUCAGGGUUAGCGGAGUUUGGAUCAUCUUGUGGGUGUAUUGCUAGCUUCACAAUGUAAGAAGUUUUUGUUGGCUUUUAGUGUUUCUUUAAACAUGAGAAAAUGUUUCUAAGGAUUAAAAUUAGACCGAUGAU
Messenger RNA from Rubroshorea leprosula, 639 nucleotides. The record is from the annotation of a GenBank genome assembly. NCBI's taxonomy places the organism in Eukaryota, Viridiplantae, Streptophyta, Magnoliopsida, Malvales, Dipterocarpaceae.